AAAAAAAAGUAGAAAAAACUAAAAAUUUAUUUUUAAAAUUAGUAUAAAAUUAUAUCCACAGAUGGAAACACUUAUUAUGUACUAAAGUAAAAUAUGGCGAAACUGUCGAGUACAUAGUUAGAAAUUAUCUAAAAGUAAAGAGUUCUUUAUUUCUCAAUAACGCACAUUCUUAAUAAAUACAUAUAAAAAAAUAAGAAUAAAAGAAUAAAAGCUACUUGUUUCAAAUACGAGAUACUUCAAUAAAAAAUUAUUUCGUUAUAAUGUUAUUGAAAAUAAAGCAAUAGGUUAGUGAAAUGAAUUUAAUAUAUGUAAAAUAAUACAAUUUUGAAAUAAAAAUAUUGUAUGUAUUAAUAUAUAAUUUAACAAAUUUAUUACAUAUUGUACAUUUAUAAAGUAAUUUAUAUGUUUUGAGAAUAAGAUUAUGAAAUGUUAAAUAAUUAUUUCGUAAUGUGCUUUGUGAAAUUUGAAUAACGUAAUAAAUCAAUAUGUCUAAAAACUGAAUAUUUCUUAUGAUUAAGAAAAAAUACAAAGAUCAUGAAACAAGAGGAACAUGUCUGUAAAUAUAUAAAUUUUUGAAUUGAAAAAACGAACAAUUGCAUCAAGAACAAUGACCAACAAAAAGGGAAAUAUUUCUGAAAAAUCACGGGAGGAAAUAAAAGCAGAACGUGAAGCAAAAAAAGCAGCUAAAGCACAUGCUAAAGCAAAAGCCAAAUCUAGUAAAAUAUUAGAAGAUGUCUCAAAUGAUAAAUCUGCUUCUCUGAAUAAUAUUAAGAAUAAAAACAGCAAUGAGACAUCAAAAACUACAACUAAUGAAAAUAUUGAAUCUGCUGAAGUGUUAGUAGUCAAUAAAACUACAAAUAUAUAUGAAAAAAGUUCAAUAUCAGAAACAAGUAAUGAAGGAAAGAGCAAAGCAGAAUUACGUGCUGAAAGGAGAGCAAAGCAAGAAGCACAAAGAGCAGCCAAGCAACAAAUUUUAUUAGAAAAAAAUAAAGUUAAGAGUAAAGAACAGAAUAAUAAUGAUAAAUCUGUAAUAACAGAAACAGUUAAAAAAAUAGUAAUGCCUAUAAAAACAAUUGAAAAAUGUAAUACACAUGAAAUAAAUCUUUUCAAACAUCUAUAUCACGAAAGAGAACAGGCUAUUGUAAAUGUUCCUUUUGUCAAUUCAAAUAUACAUCCAGCAAUAAUUAGAUUAGGUACACAAUAUGCAAACAAAAUAAUUGUUGGUAGCAAUGCAAGAUGUGUUGCACUUUUAGCUGCUGUUAAGCAACUUAUUUAUGAUUUUGAAAGACCACCGCAAGCUGAUUUUAUUAGAAGUCUUGAAGCAAAUUUACAAGAAUCUGUAGCUUACUUACAUUAUUGUAGGCCAUUAGCUGUGUCAAUGCAAAAUGCAAUGAGACAUUUAAAAUGGCAAAUGACACAAUUUCCUUCUUCAUUGUCUGAUGUAAAUGCGAAAAACAAAUUAAGUACUGCAAUAGAUACUUAUAUUCGAGAACAAAUAGAGCUAGCUGACAAGGCAAUAUCAAUAACUAUUCAAACUAAAAUAUCUAAUGGAGAUAUUAUUUUAACUUAUGCCUAUUCAUCUUUAAUACAUAAAAUAUUGUUAGAUGCACAUACUGCAGGUAAACAAUUUCGUGUUAUUGUUGUGGAUGGAAGACCAUGGCUGGAAGGAAAGGAACAACUUAGACGUUUAUCAAGACAUGGAAUUGAAUGUUCUUAUAUUUUAAUUAAUGCUUUAAGUUAUGUAAUGUCUGAAGUAAGCAAAGUAUUCCUUGGUGCACAUGCAAUUCUAGCAAAUGGUGCAGUAAUGUCAAGAGUUGGAACUGCUCAAGUUGCCUUGAUGGCAAGAGCUUUUAAUAUUCCAGUCUUAGUAGCUUGUGAGACUCACAAAUCUUGUGAACGUGUACAAACAGAUUCUAUUGUUUAUAACGAAUUAGGAAAUGCAGAUGAGCUUGCACAAGAUUAUAAAAACGGUAUGCAAAAAUCAUUAUUAUCGAACUGGAAAACAAAAAAAUCAUUAAAUCUUUUAAAUAUCAUGUACGAUGUUACACCAGCCGAUUUAGUAACGGCAGUUGUUACAGAAUUAGCUAUUUUACCAUGCACUAGUGUUCCUGUGAUUUUACGUAUUAAACCAUCAGAAAUUUAAAUUUCAUUAAAAAUUAUUUUUGUUGUUUUAAUAUUUGAUAUAGCAUUCAAAAAACAGUAUAAAAUAGUAUAAAAUAUCAA
Apis mellifera (honey bee) is the source of this 2223-nucleotide messenger RNA. RefSeq names its product translation initiation factor eIF-2B subunit delta (gene eIF2Bdelta). Bases 608 to 2143 code for a protein of 511 amino acids. Lineage: Eukaryota; Metazoa; Arthropoda; Insecta; Hymenoptera; Apidae. The record is from RefSeq and is a predicted model, not a curated record. The transcript has 7 exons.